AUGUAUAGUUGGAGUGCUUUGGUGUUGGUUAGAACAGAAACAGAAUUCAAUGAACAAUUUUCCAAUCUCAAGACCAAAUUUAGUACAUAUCUUGAAGCUAUUAAGUAUGUUACUACCAAUUGGUUAGAGCCAUACAAGGAAAAAUUUGUUGCAGCUUGGAUAGACAGUAUUAUGCAUUUUGGAAAUACCACUACAAACAGGGCGGAGAGUUCUCAUGCUAAAUUGAAGAGGCAACUUGGAUCAAGUCAAGGCAGUUUUAAGACAUCUUGGACCAAAAUACACAAUUUGUUAGAGUUGCAGCAUGCAGACAUUAAAGCCUCAUUUCAGCAGAGUUUGAUUGUAGUCCAACACAAGUACACACCUACUGAGUUCACUAAGUUACGUGGUUUUAUUUCAAUUUGUAGUUUGGACAAAAUAUUGGUAGAGUCAAAGAGAUCGAAUAGUGUGGGAAUAGAUGUUGCUGCAUGUGGCUACAUUUUGCGACGUACACAUGGGUUGCCAUGUGCACAUGAAAUAGCUGAGUAUUUUCAACAAGGGCGACCGAUUCCCCCCUUGUUCGUAAAUCCUCAUUGGAGGAAGUUAGAUAUGCUUUCAGUUUCAGAAAGUGCUUUUGUGGAGUUGGAUUGCAAAACAGAGACUGAUUUUUUUAUUGAGAAAUUCCAAACGAUUAACGAAACACAACAAGUGAUCCUUCUGAAGAAGUUGAGGGAGUUAAUUAGUCUAGACAGUACAUUUUUUAUGGAACUUGAACUCAAGGCUGACACGAGAGAUAGUUAUUCACAAAGUGUUACUAUCUCAACUGCACCAGUUCGUAAGCAAGUGCAACGAAAGAAGGCAAAAAAAGAUAAUGUCUGUAUGACGCAGCCAACAAAUCGAAUCUGUUACUUCAAACAAUUUUCAGAGAAGUUGAGACCAUAUAUUUGUCAUAUAAAAGAUAUACAAGCAGAUGACAAUUAUGGUUUCAGGGCAAUAGCUGGAUUGAUUGGUUUAGGUGAAGAUGAUUGGCAACAAGUUAAGCGUAACUUGUUGACUGAGUUACAUUCGAAUGUAGUGCACUACAUGCAACUAUUUGGUUCACAAGAAAGGGUUGAUGACCUUAACUCUAUCUUAUCCUACUUUGAACCUAGCCCUGGAUUUAAUCAUUGGAUGACUAUGCCCAACAUGGGCCAUUUGAUAGCAUCAUACUACCGAAUCGUUCUUUAUCAUUUAUCCAUGCAACAAUGCUUAACGUUUCUACCACUUAGAUCAGUAUCGAUUGCAACACCUGAGCAAAGAGAUAUCUGCAUAGGAUUUGUAAAUGGAAAUCAUUUCGUGCAGGUUUAUCUGCAACCUGGUCAUCCAGUACCUCUGAUAGCAAAUUAUUGGAUUCGUUUUCAUCACCCGUGUGCUAGUGGAUGGGAGAAACCAUAUACUAUUCGUAUUCAUCAAUUCCGUACUCUUAUUAGCCCUGACAUAGUAACUACCGAAACAAUCGAUAUAGACGAAUUGUGA
This is a messenger RNA of Camellia sinensis, 1491 nucleotides long. NCBI's taxonomy places the organism in Eukaryota, Viridiplantae, Streptophyta, Magnoliopsida, Ericales, Theaceae. The record is from RefSeq and is a predicted model, not a curated record.